AUGCGUCUGAGAUCGCGCGUGUCGCUUACGUUCGUCCGUCGUGCUGAGCGGUCAGCACCAUCUGUUAGUGGCUACUUCAAGCCAGUUCAUAAGUCCAGUGGUAAGAGACCGGACUAUCUGGGGCGGGCGGCGACUGCAAUAGUAGCUCUUGGAGUCGCUAUCGUCAUGUCUCAAGAUCCGUCCAGUAGCGACGUCAAGUGUGGAUCCAAAGGUCGCGACGCUUGGGGGACAAGUUCUAGUAUGGAGCAGAAGGGACAUUACGUGCUGAUGAAGGAGCUUGGACGAGGAGGGUUUUCUGUUGUGCGUCUUGCAGUGGACAUGGACACGCAAAAGAUGCUGGCGGCGAAGAUAUUUGAUCCAAAGAGCUCUUCAGCAGAGAUGAUUCAAGCUGAGAUUGACAUUCUGAAGCUUCUUGGCACACAUGAAAACAUUGUGUCGUUGUACGACGUGCUGUAUCUGGAAGAUGAGACGAUCAUGUUGACCGAUUUAGUGGCAGGGGGUGAACUCUUUGACUAUAUAGUCGAUAUGGGGUCUGUAUCGGAAAAGGAUGCUGCUCAUUUGCUUCGCGGUGUCUGUCGAUCGCUGGAUUACGUGCAUGAUCGCGGUGUUUGUCACCGGGACGUGAAACCUGAAAACGUUCUACUGACCGACCGGUCCAACGCACCAAACGUCAAACUAGCGGACUUCGGGACGAGUCGCCGCCAAAGACAUGGAGAACAGGUCAUCGAGAAUUUUCCGACAGGAACUCUCGCGUACUGGGCUCCCGAAAUCGUGACUCGUCAACCCCAGGAUUUCAGCGUCGACAUGUGGGCAUUCGGGGUGCUGGCUUACAUCACGCUUACAGGAGUACAUCCGUUUGACCCAAGAGGCGACAAAUCGGACGCUGAAAUUGUGAACGACAUUGCAAGAGGAAGUUAUGACGUCGAAAACAAAUGGUACAGGAGUUUAUCAACAAAGGCAAAAGAGUUCCUGACUCGUCUUUUGGACUCAAAUCCUGCGAAACGAUUGACUGCUCGACAAGCGAUGCAGCAUUCAUGGCUCAGUGGCACUACAACGUCUGCGGAGCCUUUCGAUAGCGGUCACUGCCAACGUCUGCAAGCGUAUCAGCGUCUACAGCAUCUUCGAGCCAAUAUAUUGGCUGUCAUCAUGAGCGUCCAGCACGCAAGAUUUGGAAACAAACUUGAUGCUAGUACGAAGGAGAUUGCAUUGCGCCGGACGAGCACUGUGAAUAUGGACAUGUUCAAGGAGACGUUUCUUCUUUUCGACAAAGACGAAUCCGGCUGCGUUGGUCGAGAUGAGCUCGAGCAUACGCUCUCGGCGCUCGGACAACGGCUUUCCAGUUCGGAGAUCGACGAAAUCAUGCAGCAAGCCGACACUGAUAAGGAUGGCAAGAUCUCCUUCACCGAGUUCGUGGGCAUGAUGAACGAACGACUAUUUCGUCGUGGAAAUCUGACGACAGGAGAUCUCAAGGCAGCUUUCGAUACGGUUGACCUGAACCGGGACGGGUUUAUCUCUACUAGCGAGCUCGAGCACAUUUUUCACGUACUCGGCAAUAAGCGCAUGAGCAACGAGGAGCUUCGCAAGAUCAUGGAUGGAGCGGACAAGAAUGAAGACGGGAUGAUCGACUACGAUGAGUUCUGUGCUUUAAUGCAGCAACAGACGAAGACGUGA
Molecule: messenger RNA, 1671 nt
Organism: Peronospora matthiolae
Lineage: Eukaryota; Oomycota; Peronosporomycetes; Peronosporales; Peronosporaceae
Source: the annotation of a GenBank genome assembly